GGCCUGAUUAAAGUCCAGGCUUAAAUUUAAUUAAGCUCUGGCCAGAUUUAAGAGCAUCAAUCUAAUGUGACUGAGCUGAAUCCAUUCUGCAAUGAUGAAUGGACAAAAAAAAAGAUUGUUUCAAUGAAUGCAAAGCUGGUAGAAUGACACCCCUUCCACUUUCUUUGGUUGAGGUUUUGAAAAAUAUGUUAACAAAUAAGUAAACACAUAGUGACAGGAAGAUGAAGGCCAAGUUUUUGGAUUACAGCUCAGAAUCAGGAUGUGAUCAGCUGGAUGAUGACUUAUCACAACAAAGAGAUAACAUUGCAGUGCCAACAAUUUUACAAAUUUUGCAGGAUUUAGGGGAAGAAAAUGUUCCAUUGGGAGUUUUAAAUUAAAAUCCAAACACAUUUGUUAUGUUCAACCAACACUUCUUAAAGUGGAUAGUAGUUCUAGAUUCUAAAUACUUCAAAGAGGCUGAAAUACAACAUAUCUGUAAAAUGAAAACGAUGAACUAUUUGUGGAACUUGAUGAAAGAAUGAUCUGAAACAAAGGUCAGUCAAUCACUAUAAAAUUCUGUCCCAACACACAAAGAACAGUUUUAUGAACAAACACACAUCUGCUGUAUUUUCCUGCCUAUAUUUGCCUAUGUGCCUCUAUAUAUAGAGUGAGUGGGUGAGGCCCACAGGUGAGCAUGUUGUCUCCGCCCAGGAGGAAACCAGGAAGACUGGUUUUGACAUGUAACAAGUGAAAUGUUUCUAAUUCCUGAGGGGAAACAGGUUUAAACAGGCUGUAAUGUCACAACUCUUUAUCGGCAUGGAAAGUAUUUCCUUCUACCGGCCAGGCUACCAGUCACUCCUUUGUCCGCGCAGCGACCUGGUUAACUGGAUACUUUGCUGAUGGAACCACCUUCAUAUGAGGAAGCCAACAGCCAUUGUUCCAUUCAGUCUCCAGGACAACAUAACCACUCCUCUCCUCCAGCCUCCACUCAGUCCCCAUCUACACCUCCUCCAACAUAUGGAGAGGCCGGUUACCCAAGUGCUUUUCCUAUCUUGACUCCACCCUCUGGGCAAACUGCUGUGGCUACAUCAUCUGAAAACUCCAGACUCACAGUCCACCCACUUAUACAAAUUGGUGAACGAGCCUCCAGAGGCAGAAGAGCUCCGACAAUAGCGGUCGUGUCCCAGCCACAGCCAGUUCCCAUCAUACUGAACAGUCUGAGAGACUCUCCUGGAUUUGUUCGCUGCCCUCACUGCCUUGAGCUUGUCACCAGUAACGUUACAUAUGUUGCUGGGAGAACUGCUAUGUGCUCAUGUGUCAUUAUGGCAUUAAUGGGGUUAUUCUGUGGUUUCUGUCUGAUUCCACUGUGCAUGAGAGGACUGCAGGAUGCACAUCACUCCUGUCCACAAUGUGGCGAGAAACUGUGUUUAUGAAAGAUGACAUGCUGUCUGGAUCCAUGAAGCUCCUGGUUUUCUCCAUCUGCUCAGAUCUCGUUAAAUAGGUUACAAAUUUAGCAAAUUAAUUUGUCAUACGAGUUUGUCACAUGCUGCAUACACUGCACUUUUUCUGAACUUUUAACUCAAAAUAAAGGUAGCUUAUCUUUGGCAAGAAGGAAAAGUCACAUUUAAGUUUCAUCAGAGCAGGAAAGAAAUAUCGCACCUAAAUGAAUGCUUGCAGUUAGGCCCCAGAUAAGUAUGUUGACUGAUGACUGCAUAGAUAAGUAUGUGAAAGCAAUGACUGGAAUGCUUCCCAUACAUCUCAAACAGCUGAUACAAGUUGAUGUGUUAAACAUUUUAAGGUAUUUUUCAUAAGCAUUCCUAGGUUAUUUAUAGUUGAAAUGCAUAGAGUAGUAGGUACAGUAAGUGUAUUUUUUGAUGUUUUCUAUAAAUGUUUGAAGUUGAUGAAAGGCUCAAAUGAGAAAAGAAGCAGAAGCAUUUUUAACAUGUUUGCAAUAUCUCAGACUGUAAGAAAUAUUAUCUUUUGUCACUUAUUUUAAUUUUGCUUUUGUUAUUAUCAAAAGUUUAGUUCAGAGUUUUUUGAAUUGGGGUCCUUUUGGGAAGUUUAUGGUGAUGAUGUUUAGUGAACUACAGAGCAGAAAGCUGAAGUCUUUCUUUCACUCUACAUCCAGUGGAUGAUGCAGUUUGAUACAACUGAUAGUAGCCACACAGGCACACCCGCUAGAAGGAAACAAACGCACCCAAUAUUGGCUCAGACAUUGCCAGGCGAAAACUGUGCCAAAAGACGGUUUUAUGUUUUGUAAGCGACCAGAGAAUCCAAGCAGAGACCAAGUUUAAGCGCGAGGAGAAAUUUUGAGUACAAGCAUUAGAAGUUUUGAGAAGAAAGACAUGAAGUCCUGCUUUCAGACUGAACAUGUGUGCUCUUGGAUUAUGGCAGAAAAAUUCCCUCCAAAAACAUUUGCUAAUUCAGAGUUAUUAAUUUAAAACUUAAUUUAAAUUUUUUUGUUUUGACUGUAUGAAAGACAUUGUUUAAAAGAUUUUCAAAAACUAUUAGAUAAUGUGAUGUUUUUUAAUUCUAAUGGUAAUGUGCAGUAUUCCAAGUGUUGAUGCUAGGACCGAAAAAGCCGCCUGACCAACUGAGCUUUUCCUGAAUUAUGUUUUGCAGUGCCCUCUGCUAGAUGCUGUUGUGAAUAUGUUGAAGAAAAUAUGAGCAAAAUAAUUUCUUUACAACAGAUCUGCUCAGUCCACUUUGUACCAGAGUGGAACUCUAUGUUUGAAGUUGACACAAACUCAUCCAAACUCUGGUCUUCAAAAAUACGAAGGUCUUUUUCAGGUCAACUGAUUUGCUCGCAGUUGGAAACAAACUUUCCAACAAUUUUGUUUCCUUGUUGGAAAGGAAACAAACUAUUUAGCAGAUCAAAGUGAGAAAAGGAACCAAAAAUAUUUUCAAAUAAAAAUGGGAUUUGAGAACUUUUAAAUUACUACAAUACCAACCUCGAGCAUCAUGUUCAAUAACUUAUUGCCUCAUUGGCAGCUCAUACACUGAAAAAAAUACCUCUUUGGAUAAACAUAAAAAAAUCAUAGAAAGGUUUUCCACCUGAUUACUUUGCUUUAUUUCAACACCAUGUAAUUCUGUUAGUCCUAUUUAAA
Molecule: messenger RNA, 3086 nt
Organism: Gambusia affinis (western mosquitofish)
Lineage: Eukaryota; Metazoa; Chordata; Actinopteri; Cyprinodontiformes; Poeciliidae
Product: lipopolysaccharide-induced tumor necrosis factor-alpha factor homolog
Exons: 5
Coding region: 879-1412 (177 amino acids)
Molecular function (GO): zinc ion binding
Source: RefSeq, a predicted model, not a curated record